AUGGGUAGGGGAAAGGUGGAGUUGAAGAGGAUUGAGAACAAGAUAAACCGUCAAGUGACAUUUGCAAAGAGAAGAAAUGGGUUACUCAAGAAGGCAUAUGAGCUUUCUGUCCUUUGUGAUGCUGAGGUUGCCCUCAUUAUCUUCUCAAACCGUGGGAAGCUCUAUGAGUUCUGCAGCGGAACUAGCAUGGCCAAGACACUUGAACGAUAUCACAGAUGCAGUUAUGGAGCCUUGGAAGUACACCACCAACCUGAAAUGGAAACACAGAGGCGCUACCAAGAGUAUCUCAAGCUGAAAUCCAAAGUUGAGGCAUUACAGCAAACACAAAGAAACCUCCUUGGGGAAGAAUUGGAGCACUUAGAUAUUAAGGAGCUUGAGCAACUUGAACGUCAACUGGACUCUUCCUUGAAGCAAAUCAGGUCUAACAAGACACAACAGAUGCUUGAUCAACUCUCCGAUUUGCAAAGAAAGGAAGAGAUGCUACUGGAAACUAAUAAUGUGCUCAGGAACAAGUUGGAGGAAAUUAAUGUAACCCUUCAACCAACAUGGGAAGCUAGGGAGCAAAAUGCUUCCUACAAUUGCCACCCUCCCCAAUCAGAGGGAUACUAUGAGACAGCACAUUGCAGUAGUACAUUGAGAAUUGGCUAUGAUACUUCAGUGUUAAAUGAAGCUGGAGGAGCUGCAGGAACAUCAACUCAGAAUGCUAGUGAAUUCAUGCAUGGAUGGAUGGAGUGA
Molecule: messenger RNA, 735 nt
Organism: Abrus precatorius (Indian licorice)
Lineage: Eukaryota; Viridiplantae; Streptophyta; Magnoliopsida; Fabales; Fabaceae
Product: MADS-box protein CMB1-like
Exons: 8
Coding region: 1-735 (244 amino acids)
Biological process (GO): positive regulation of transcription by RNA polymerase II
Cellular component (GO): nucleus
Molecular function (GO): RNA polymerase II cis-regulatory region sequence-specific DNA binding; protein dimerization activity; DNA-binding transcription factor activity, RNA polymerase II-specific
Source: RefSeq, a predicted model, not a curated record